AUGGUCACCAAUACCAUAUACUCUGACUCCCAAAUAGUAGUCGUUGACAUAGGGUCCGUCCCUGCCACUGCGUCAUGGCUCGAGCAGACAACCUACCUCAUCGACCAAUCAGGAUACACCACAGCUGUACUGGCUCAGACGAAUCAGCCUACAAGCGGUGUGACCCUUGCACCGGUGCCUUACACUGCCCAAGCACCGAUAGCUAUACCUUCUAUGACAGCGGACGACCUUCCCGUGGGAUGGGCGUAUAAAGGGUGCUACAUCGACUAUUCCGAAGCACGCGUGCUUCCUAUUGAGCAACCUGCGGACUCAAAUCUUACUAUCCAGUCAUGCGUCAGGUCUUGCUCUCAGAUUGGCUACUCUGUCUCAGGCUUGGAAUUCCGCCACCAGUGUUUUUGCGGAAAUGCUAUCUACAAUGGCGGUACUCUCGCACCAUUCGACUCUGACUGCAACUUGCCUUGUAGUGGCAAUCAUGCCCAGUACUGCGGUGCUACCAACAGAAUAAGCGUAUACUCGAACGGAACGCUGACGACAUAUCAACCGGCAGCAGUGCAGACUCCUAGAUCCACAACGACCGCCCCUACUAUAGCACCAUCUCCCAUCGGUGCUACAUCCCAGACGUCAAAACCAGCUGUCACUGUUGCCGCUGCUGUGGUUGGGGCGGUGGCAGGAAUUGCUAUCACCGUAGCGCUGGUCUAUUACUUUCGUAGGUGGAUCAGGAGGAAUCGUCUCCGAACGGAGUUUCUACUGCCAACACCCCAAAGGACUGCACAGGCAUGGCCACCUGCCGACGGCGUUCCAUCUUGGGAGGAGUUCGUCAAAGAAACUGAGGAGUACUACGCGAGAUUUACUGAGAGCACUAUGCUCUCUAGUAAGGGCGACGGCUCCGGACUUGGCCUUAAGAAUAUCCCGGCUGGCUAUCGUCCCAGUACCCCAGAGCUGUGGAAAAUAUACGAGCAAUUGCGGCGCAAGAACCAAGAACCGUUCCGAACUGGUUUAGGAUCUACCGACACCUCUCUUGCGUCGCCAGCAAGCUACUCGCCACCUCCAGAAGCACCCGCCCGAGCACAUCGGGGUCAGCCUACGUCUAUCCUGAAACGUCCCGCAGUCACGGGAACCGCGAACAUGGCCCAUGGCAUGUUUGACAAUGAGGACGAGCACGGCCCGAGGGCUGUUCCUGCCACAAGGAACCUAGCACUAGCCAAGAAAGGCGUCAGGUUCGGGGUAAACCAGAUCCGUGAAUUUGGCAGGUCGCCGUUCAUCGGUCAUGGGAGCGAUACUUGA
This is a messenger RNA of Letharia lupina, 1284 nucleotides long. RefSeq lists its product as uncharacterized. Bases 1 to 1284 code for a protein of 427 amino acids. Lineage: Eukaryota; Fungi; Ascomycota; Lecanoromycetes; Lecanorales; Parmeliaceae. The record is from RefSeq and is a predicted model, not a curated record. Gene Ontology annotation, cellular component: plasma membrane. The transcript has a single exon.